GCCGGCAAGAGAUUCAUUUAAUGAUUCAGUGUAUCGGUAACCUUCAACGUGUUCGGAGCUAUUGUUUAAGUUUAAAGUUUUAAAUUUUAUUUUUUUAACUUCCCUUCAACAAUAUUGCGUCAUUUAUAAUAGGUGCAUUGAUUACACUCAACUAAAAAUAACUACAUAUAAGCAAAAGAUUGAUUAGAAUACUAAUAAAUGAUAGAUAACAUUAUUUGAUACGCAUUCUUAUAUUAAAAAUUCAUAUUGUGUAAUGAAUAGUUUAAAAAAUAUGACAACUUGCUGGUUUCGAGCUGUGCCAGUAAUUAGCAAACAAUUACAGCAAAAUGGCAAAUUUUUUAGUACUCAAACUGUCAUUAACCCGUUACCCAAAUCAACUUUUGCUGAUCCAGUAAUUAAAGACCAACCUGUUAUUGACACAAAGAAUGUGGUCAUAGCGAAAUCAACAAAUCCGUUGACAGAUUCGUUCGGGCGCCAUCAUACGUACUUGAGGAUUUCAUUGACAGAAAGAUGUAACUUGCGAUGUAAGUACUGCAUGCCUGCUGAUGGGGUACCUCUCAGUCCAAAGUCCCACCUUCUUACUACAGAUGAAAUCUACUAUCUGGCCAAAAUAUUUGUCGAGCAAGGAGUUCGUAAGAUUCGUCUUACUGGUGGAGAACCAACCAUCCGUCGUGAUAUCGUCAGUAUAAUUGAAAAACUAAAACAAAUACCAGAUUUAGAAAAUGUUGGUAUAACAACAAAUGGUCUUGUAUUAACAAGACUUUUAGUACCAAUGCAACGAGCUGGGUUAGAUGCAAUAAAUGUUAGUCUUGACACUUUAAAGCCAAAUAAGUUUGAAGAAAUCACUCGUCGAAAAGGCUGGGAACGUGUAAUAGCUGGUCUUGAUCUUGCUAUUCAAUUGGGUUAUAAACCAAAAAUCAAUUGUGUUUUAAUGAAAAACUUCAAUGAAGAUGAAAUCUGUGACUUUGUAGAAUUUACAAAAGACAGAAAUGUUGAUGUUCGUUUUAUUGAGUAUAUGCCAUUUAGUGGAAAUAAAUGGCAAACUGAUCGAUUGAUGUCAUUUAAAGAAACUCUUGAAGUAAUAAGGAAGCAAUUUCCUAAUUUUGAAGCAUUAGAAAAUGGACCAAAUGACACUUCGAAAGCUUUUGCCGUGCCAGGAUAUAGGGGACAAGUGGGUUUUAUCACCUCUAUGACAGAACACUUUUGUGGAACAUGUAAUCGAUUGAGGCUUACAGCUGAUGGAAACAUCAAGGUUUGUCUUUUCGGCAAUAAGGAGUUUUCACUUAGAGAUGCAAUAAGAAGCAAAUGCUCUGAAGAAGAGUUGAUUGAUAUUAUAUCAACAGCAGUGCAAAGGAAAAGAAAAAAACAUGCUGGUAAGGAAUUUGCAGACAUUUUAAGUACAAAAAUUUGUUUAAGACCGCACACAAAAUUAGAAUUCUUUCCUUUGCUUUCGGUUUUCCAAAAUUCCGCACAAACUUAUAUGCAGUCAAAAUUACUCUUCUUGUCAAAGCAACCUCCAGAACAAAAUCUUCGAAGAUAUUUUUGCCAUUUGACUCAUGUUGAUUCCGAUGGUAAGGCAAAAAUGGUUGAUGUUUCACAAAAAGAUGUCUCCGAUCGUCUGGCCACUGCAAAGGCAACUGUUGAAGUUGGACCGCAAAUUGCAAAUCUCAUCGAAUCCAACAAUAUGUCAAAGGGUGAUGUUCUUUCAAUAGCUCAAUUAGCUGGAAUAAUGGGUGCCAAAAAAACUUCAGAACUUAUCCCACUUUGUCAUAAUAUAUUUCUAUCAUCAGUCAAAGUGAAUGCAGUUCUGAAUAAAUCAGAAAAUUCAGUUAUUAUAACAGCUACUGUUCGUUGUUCUGGAAAGACUGGUGUUGAAAUGGAAGUUUUGACUGCAGUAUCAAUAGCUGCAUUAACUGUAUACGAUAUGUGUAAGGCUGUGUCACAUGAUAUAGUUAUUAAGGAUGUUCGAUUGUUUGAAAAGUCUGGUGGAAAGAAAUAUUUUAAGCACAAAGAGUAGGUAGAAAUAGAUAAUUUGUAAAAAUAAAAUUAAGUUCAACUUAAUUUAUGUAGAUUUGGUAAGAAUACCUAAUUCUGCCUUUAAGAAAACUUCUUUUUAGUAUUAAAUGAAAUGGUGUAUGAAUUCAAAAAUAGGUAUCAAUAUUUUUGUAUUUUG
This is a messenger RNA of Episyrphus balteatus (marmalade hoverfly), 2173 nucleotides long. RefSeq names its product molybdenum cofactor biosynthesis protein 1 (gene Mocs1). The record is from RefSeq and is a predicted model, not a curated record. The transcript is spliced from 6 exons. Lineage: Eukaryota; Metazoa; Arthropoda; Insecta; Diptera; Syrphidae. Gene Ontology annotation, molecular function: 4 iron, 4 sulfur cluster binding; GTP 3',8'-cyclase activity; metal ion binding. Gene Ontology annotation, biological process: Mo-molybdopterin cofactor biosynthetic process.